UUCCACAAAGAUCAUCAAAAUCCACGUUUUAACCAUGCAGGUACCGAGCAGAGCAGUGGGAGCUUAUGGAUACUCUGUGCGUAAUUACGCACCAGCAGCUCUUUGCCCACUAAACAAUGGGGGACAGUACAUUCCGUCAACAAAACCACCUAGCGGGAAAUCUUUCACUAUCGAGGCUUUGCUCGCAAAGCCAGAGGAAGUGACAAGCGGACGGGUGAGUCCGACUCAGUGCGGAGUGAAAUACCAACCAGAAGCGCCGGUUUUGCCUCUGCCGGUGGCACCAGCACCGUACCUCUACUCGACAAACAUGCUGCACUCCACCAUUCACGCACAGCCUGGAUAUUCUGUUUACUGCUGCCCUCCUUUCACCUAUCCGUCAUCAUGUCGUGGAGCAUUUUACGCGCAAGCUACAAUGUCCAAAGUCAACGCGUUCAAAACUAAAGGUGGGAAGUCCAAACGGAUGCGCACUAGCUUCACCACCGAACAGUUGUCCCGGCUGGAAAAAGAGUUCGCGCGGCAGCAGUACAUGGUCGGAUCAGAGAGGUUCCUCCUGGCCUCAGCUCUGCAGCUCACAGAAGCACAGGUUAAGGUCUGGUUCCAAAACCGACGCAUCAAGUGGCGCAAACAGAGUCUGGAACAGCAGCAGGCCAAACUGGCCAAACUGGGUCUGGCAGCUCCACCGAAAAGCCCCGGAUCUCAAGGCCACGGAGAUGAAGGCGAUGAGGAGGAAGAAUUCUCCGACUCAGAUGUGGACAUCAACGUGUCAGAUGACUCCACAGACCACUGUUAAACCGGACUCUAAGAGAAAAAAACAGACUUU
Melanotaenia boesemani (Boeseman's rainbowfish) is the source of this 820-nucleotide messenger RNA. RefSeq names its product notochord homeobox (gene noto). NCBI's taxonomy places the organism in Eukaryota, Metazoa, Chordata, Actinopteri, Atheriniformes, Melanotaeniidae. Bases 35 to 790 code for a protein of 251 amino acids. Gene Ontology annotation, molecular function: DNA-binding transcription factor activity, RNA polymerase II-specific; DNA binding. Gene Ontology annotation, biological process: central nervous system development; neuron differentiation; regulation of DNA-templated transcription. The record is from RefSeq and is a predicted model, not a curated record. The transcript has 3 exons.